Penicillium malachiteum is the source of this 432-nucleotide messenger RNA. RefSeq lists its product as uncharacterized. The record is from RefSeq and is a predicted model, not a curated record. Bases 1 to 432 code for a protein of 143 amino acids. NCBI's taxonomy places the organism in Eukaryota, Fungi, Ascomycota, Eurotiomycetes, Eurotiales, Aspergillaceae. The transcript is spliced from 2 exons.
AUGGGCUCAACGUCCGAUUCUUUCUCGAAUGACUCGGUCCCGCAACAACACGAACAAGAUACCACGAUUGACCCGGAAUCUAAACAGAAUGGUGUCAUGACUAGCGUGAAAUCCCAACUCGAUCCCUUAACAGGGACGAACUCUGUCGAAGAAUUCAAAGAUCAAGCCGUGGCUGUUGCUGGUGAAACGGCUGCGGCCUUGAAGGAAGUCGUUAUGAAUACUGCAGUUCCUGUGGCUGGGGAGGCUUUGCAGAAUAUAGGCACUCGGAUCCGGGAUCUUGCGGGUGGUGUUGGUGAGGCAGUAGAGGAGACUCUUGAAGAUCCUGAUAGGGAGGCGCAUGCUGAACGCAUUGAUCAGAUGGAUACAGAACGGAUUUGUGAUUUUUUACGAGAGAAGCAUCAAAGUACUUCUCAACCUCCACGGACGAAUUGA